AUUUCGCAGAGAAACACAGAUCCGAAUGUAGUCUAGAAUCUAGAGUAAUCUUUAGUGACUUUAGACUCUUAGAAGUCUAUGACUCUAUGUUCCAUAUUGACCAUAUCUAAAAGAAUAGAUCUCUAGAUAGAAUCUAGUUCUAGACUAAUGUUUUACCUAAAGACUAUGUUGGAAUGUAGAAUGACACAAAUAUACUGAAUAAAUACAUUCUAGUUUGACUCAUAAAAAAAAAUGAAUGGUCAAGGCUUGACUCUGGAACAGAGACAGAGAAUAGAAGAAAAUAAACGAAAGGCCUUGUCUAAGUUGGCAGAGAAACGCAGCCCUACAAAGCUAAGUAUUACCCAGACGGUUUCCAAAGUAGACACUGAGGUGACAGUCAAGGUCAAAGUAACAUCCGAUUUCAUUGGUUCAGUGGAAGUGAAAGCAAAACCAUCUUCCAGCAGUAAUUUAACUGUACUUAAUACUAAACAUUCAUCUUGUAAUGAAACUGAAAAUGUAAUGAAACAGUUUCCUGCAAGUAACAUCUCAAAGCAGAGCAAUGUAUAUCAAAACUCUACUACUGCUGAAAGCCAUAGCACUGUUAACUCAGGAGUUUGGACUAGCAAAUCUGCUGCUGCAGCAGAAAAAAGUUCUGUUUCUACUAAAGUAGCAUUCUUAGGAUUACCUCAAGCUCAUAUGAAAGGCAAAUGUGUCUUAAUUAAUAACAACUAUUUCUCUGUUGAGAUUGGCUAUCAUGGAGCUCUUGUAGAAUAUUUUAAGCAGUUCAAGACUAAAGUUUAUGAUAAAAAUUCCAAAACCUGGUCAUUCAAGCUAGAAGAAUAUGACUCAUUUAUGAAGGGUGUCACCAACUUCAAGCCAGACAUAGAAAUAGAAGCACUACCCAAGUGGAUCCUAGAUGCUUUUCAUCCUCAAAGAUGUCUAGCAGAUACAGCCAUAGCUGAGGCUGAUCUGAAAAAUGUAGAUGAAAUUUUAGUUCAAACACUAAUGCCAUUCCAGCGACAGGGGGUGAAUUGUGCUAUUCACCAUAAAGGGAGAAUCUUGAUAGCAGAUGAUAUGGGUCUAGGAAAAACUCUGCAAGCUAUUUGUAUUGCAGCUUACUAUAAAAUGGAGUGGCCACUGUUAGUUGUGUCUCCAUCAUCUGUCCGCUUUGAUUGGUCUCAGCAAAUUAGAAAAUGGUUACCUAGUGUGUCAGAUAUCAAUGUGGUUGAAACAGGGAAAGACAGUGCUGUGUCUGGUCUGGUCAACAUUAUUAGCUAUGAUUUAUUAUCCAAGAAAAUAGUGGAACUUAAAAAACAAAUGUUCAGGGUUAUCAUAAUGGAUGAAUGUCAUUUUUUGAAAAACUCCAAAGCUGUGAGAACUGUAGCUGCCAUGCCACUGCUUAAAACUGCUAAGAGAGUAGUUCUCCUUUCUGGUACUCCUGCCUUAUCACGACCUAGUGAAUUGUUUAGUCAGAUCAUAGCAAUUUGUCCUGAUGUCUUCAAAUUUCAUGACUAUGGUCUUAGAUACUGUAACGCUAAACAAAUGCCUUGGGGCUGGGAUUACUCUGGCUCCAGUCACAUGCAAGAGUUGCAACUUUUUUUGGAAAAGAAAAUUAUGAUACGGCGCAUGAAAAAAGAUGUUCUUUCACAGCUUCCUUCAAAAACAAGACAUCUUGUGUUUUUAGAUCCUCAUUCUGUGAAAAAAUGCAAAAUGUUAAACGGUGUAUCAAAAGUUAUGACCACUUUAAAAGGUCAAGAGAGAAGAGAAAUGUUGUUGCAAUAUUUUCAUGAAACAUGCCGAGUCAAAUUGAACUCAGUCAAACAGUACUUGUUAGAUCUGAUAGAAUCAGAUAAGAAGUUCCUUAUAUUUGCCCAUCACACUGAAAUGUUAGACUGUAUUGAAGAGUGUCUCACAAUAAAGAGUUCUCAAAGCAAAUACAUCCGCAUUGAUGGAAAGACACCAUCAGAACAGCGAAGUUUUUUCUGUAAAAAGUUUCAGACUGAUUCUUCAUACAGAGUAGCCAUUUUGUCCAUCACUGCAGCCAAUGCAGGAUUAAAUCUUUGUGCUGCCAGCCUUGUUGUCUUUGCAGAGCUCUUUUGGAAUCCGGGGAUUUUAGUUCAAGCAGAAGAUCGUGUCCAUAGAAUAGGUCAAGAAGAUUCUGUUUGUAUACAGUAUUUGGUUGCUAAGGGAACAGCUGAUGACUAUAUAUGGCCUUUGAUUCAAGAUAAACUUAAUAUUCUAAGUAAAGUUGGUCUGGCCAAAGAUGAUUUUUCUAGUGCUGACAAAACAUUUGUUGCAGACAGCAGUCAAUUAAAAAUUCUUAAUUUGUUCAAAUCAGACUUUAUUAAUGAGUCACAGGAAGAAACAAAGAAUAUUGAAACAUUAUUAACAGAGUCUCAGUCGACUUUAUUAGCUACACCAAAGAAAAGGCUGAACCCAAAGAGUCAAUACUCACCCAUUCAGAAGAGAUCUCCCUUUAAAAGUCAAGAUAAAGAAGUAAGCCCAGUCAAACGUCAGACAAGCCUGACCAGUUUCUUUGGGAGCACACCUCCUAAAAAAAUUCAACGUGUGGAGCUGACACAAAAAGAAACUCAAAGCACUUGGGAAGAAUCAUGUCCUCUGGAUUCACUAAGUGGCACCAUCAAGAAUGGUGUAACAUCAAGCCAAGAGGAUGUUAUCACUCUUGAAGAUGUAAAUUGGGAUGAAGACUUAUAAAAGCUUUGUUUUGAUUAAGCUGUUUGAUUCAAAUUUAAGGGUUGGGAUUCAAGGAGUUCCUUGUUUACUGUUGGAAAAUCCUUUCUAUAUUCUAAAAUGGACUGUACUUUUUCUAUAAUAAACAAUGACUGACAUUGAUUACAAAACCAAUCAUUAACAAUUAAUCCAUUGAUCAUUAAAAUUUGAAUAAUUCUCUCAUAGUUCAUUAUGGUUAUGAAGUAUAAAUGUACAUACUCCGACUGACUAAUAGUUUCAAAUGACCAAAAAGUGCUUUCAUUUGUUACAAUGCUGAUAUAAUUCCUUCUUGUUGAUGUCCAAAUGUGUUCAUGACGAUAAACUUGUGGUAUGUAAAAUAAAUUGCUGAUAUAUGGUAGUGCUAACUAAUAGAUCUGAUGCUUUUACUUAUUUGUUUAUAUCAGACAAGGAUUUAAAACUUUAAAUCAAAAUAUUGUCUCAGUUUUUAGAUGUCUUUAUUUUUUUUUCUCUGAAAUGAAUACAUUUACAAAACAAGAAUUAUUUACUACUGAUCUUUGAAGAUGAAUGCCUGGUCAUAUGGUGUGCACUUCCAUCUGCCAUUAUGAUAAUCCAGAGUUUGAACCCUGACCACUGCUAUCCCCUGCCAUCCUAAGUUUGACCUGUGAGGUAAAAAAAAAUGUAAAAAAACUUCAUUCCUGAAGAAACAUAACACUUUUUUUUUUUUUUUCAGAAAUACGUUGCAAAGAAUACAUGUUGUAAAACAUAAAUAUACAUGCAUUUGUUGUUGUUUUUUUUUAAAAAAAAAGCUUAUAUCAACUCACUCUGUCUGCCGUUUGUACAAGUUUUUUCUCCCGCACCCUAUCUCCGAUUAAGCUGAAAUGAAUCAAUUUUUAAAAAUUAACUAAUUAGUUAAUUAACUACUGGUAAUUAAUUAUUGAGUUUGGUAUAUUGAACAAGGGAAAGAAUGGUACUUGACAGAUGCGUGGGUAUAAGCUGAAUAAGUCCCUUGAGGGCUUCGCUCUGAGUGAAAAUUUUUCUUUUAUGCAUUUAAAAACAAUCGUGUAAACAUUCACCAAGAUGCCCCCUUCUUCCCUCCCCCUUUCCUAACUGGUCCAGAGAAGUGAUAGGAUCAUAGUGCAUUGACAAAGCUAAAAGCUAAACAAAAACAAAUGGUAAAAAUAUUUUUAAUUGCACAGUUUUAUUAUGUCCUUGGUUGGGCAUAGGCUAUAUAUAAUCGAUCCAAACUUAGUAUAAGCUUUGUUUUUAAAAAGUGUUUUUUUUUAGGUAUUUCUUGUUUUAACUUCUAAUUAAUCCUUGAAUAACUUUUUAAAAAUGUAUAUGCUGUAAAAAAUCUAUAAAAGAAAGAAAAAAAACUGUAAUAUAUAGAAUAAUGUUGUUAGUCAAUAAAUGUUGUUAAACAAAAUCAGUAACUAUGUGAUUUUUGGCAGUUACAUUUAUCCAAACAUUUUUUGACUGCUGCAUGAGACAUAAAAAAAGAAAUAAAAUUCUGUGUACGACUAAGAUUUAAAAAAACGUUCAUUUUGUUGCCUACCACUUUGGCAUGAAAACAUUGAACACAAUACUUUGUUCUUCUUCUUUCUUCUCACUUGUAUGUUGGAGGGUUCAGACCCGUAACCCUUUACUUCUGCAAUGAAUUGCAGCAGUGGCUUUCAGAAAUCGCAGCUCUACGUUAACUUUUUGUUCUAUAUAUACGGCCAGUCCUUUGUUCGGGCCAAACGAUAGAGUAUGCAGCUUUUAAAGACCAUGGUCGGCAAUCUCUUGUGAUGCUCUACAUGAGCUUGUAAUAGGCAAAAGUGUUUUUCUUGAAAUUUGAGCGAGAGUCUGUCCAUUUCUCGUUUCUUUUACUCUCUAGUUUGUUUUCGUUUAGAGACGGAUUUUGGAGUGUUAAGUCAUGCUCCUAUCUUUGGCCAAUAUGUCUGCUUUCUCAUUGGCCUUCUAUUUCAAUGUGGCCUGGGAUCCAUUGGCGGACAGUUUCCUUGCAGUUGUUGUUGAGGUUUACAAAAGCUGUUCUGUGCUGUUUUAUAUAGGAAGCAUCAUAGUUUUGCAGGACUGGCGUCAGGAUGAUAAUCCGGCUGUUCCACUUGCUUGAUAGUUAAUUAACGUGGAAGCUGCUAGCUCUGGUGUUCCUCUUUCUGCUCUGUGGCUGUCCGAGAAAUCACCAGUUGCGAUUUAAUUUUCUUGUCUUUUUUGUUUUCAUUUGAGCCAUUCAAUUAGUAUUCCAGCUCCUCUGUUUGUGUUAUAUUCUUGAGCUGAUCUGUCUGUGUAAACCCUGGCCCAUUGGUUGUUGUGGUAUUAUGUAUUUAGAAAAGAGUUCACUAAUUUCUUGAGCUCUGUAAGAUUGUGGACAGAAUUUUUUUUUUUUUCGAUUCUUAAAAAAAUGCACUUCUGGGUAUAGUUAUAUUAACUAAUGGAUUGUUGUGAGAGAUUGGGUAAAUCGAAUAAAAAGAAAAAACACUUAA
Molecule: messenger RNA, 5150 nt
Organism: Biomphalaria glabrata
Lineage: Eukaryota; Metazoa; Mollusca; Gastropoda; Planorbidae
Product: SWI/SNF-related matrix-associated actin-dependent regulator of chromatin subfamily A-like protein 1
Exons: 17
Coding region: 232-2694 (820 amino acids)
Biological process (GO): replication fork processing; DNA repair
Cellular component (GO): nuclear replication fork
Molecular function (GO): ATP-dependent chromatin remodeler activity; ATP binding
Source: RefSeq, a predicted model, not a curated record